Molecule: messenger RNA, 939 nt
Organism: Olea europaea var. sylvestris
Lineage: Eukaryota; Viridiplantae; Streptophyta; Magnoliopsida; Lamiales; Oleaceae
Product: ataxin-7-like protein 3
Exons: 3
Coding region: 105-458 (117 amino acids)
Cellular component (GO): DUBm complex; SAGA-type complex
Source: RefSeq, a predicted model, not a curated record
GCUUUCGAUCCCUUUUUCCUACCUCACCAGGUUAUUUUUCUACCAGUUGAAAGCUUUCGGAGGGUGCAAACUUAAUUAAGCUUUGAAUCUCUGUUAUUUUACUCAUGUUAACACCAACGGAGGACAAUGUGUCUUCUAACUCACAGCUAUCAUCUGAUAUUUUUGGAGAUCUUCUCGAUUCUAUUAUUGUUGAUGUUGCAUCAGAGGCACACCGGAUUGCAAGGUUAGGACUUGAUCGUAACUUGGAUGAAGAGGAAGAGGAAUUAAGGUUGUCUGCAGAAGCCCGGGCCAGGGCAUCUGAUCCUAGUCAUAGUGGUGAAACCAAUGGCAAAUAUAUUGUCGAUAUAUUUGGGCAAACUCAUCCUCCAGUAGCGAAUGAAAUCCUUGAGUGCAUGAAUUGUGGCAGAUCUAUAAUGGCUGGCCGGUUUGCUCCUCAUUUGGAGAAGUGCAUGGGGUAGAAAGGCCCGGCUCAAGGCAACAAGAAGUAGUACUGCUGCACAGAACCGGUACUCACGUGGAAGCCCCCAUUCAACUAAUGCCCCUCACUCGAAUUCGAACCGAUCGAAUGGAAGUUCUGGUGUUGCAGGCGAUGAAAACUCGUGUGGCACUUUGGGAGAGCCAUGAUGCGAUGAGAUGGAACAAGCUGUCUGAGUAGUUGUCUGGAGAACAAAGCUACCAACGAAAUGAUUUUCAUAUGCUAAUUCAACCAUACCUGUCCUCCUUUUAACCCCUUCAACUGCGGUGGUGUUUUGGCUAUGCAUUUUAUAGGAACAUAAUCCUGAUUCUGGGUCAUUACAGCAGAUUUUGUCAAAAAACUGUAGUCACAAGUACAAAACUAUUGGCUUUUGAUAUUGGUCUGAUGAACUAUAGCAUCAAGGUGAAAGAAAAUGAACCACAUUAUAACAAUGAAUGAGAGAAAAUGACACAUGAACAUAACGA